AUGACUCUCAGCAGCGCCUUUCUUGGAUUGUUCAAAAACCCCACAUGGUCGUUCUUGGCCUCUGACAACGCAGAAACAACGUCAGCCGAAGGAGAUGGGUCAACACUUCGAAGGCAGACGGUGACAGUUUUGACAAAUGUCGCCCACGUCUCCGUGCCAUUCAUUACAGUUUUCCUCGUCGUUCAUUUGUCCGCACCAGCACUCGCAAACUUCGGAGGCUCGAGUUUGUCUUCCAAUGUCAUGCUUCUCGGCAGGGAAUACUACCAAACUGCUUUUGGAGAGAGAUAUCUCCUCUUUCUACCUCUGGCAGCCCACGUAGCUUCAAGUAUCACAAAAAGAAUCAUCAUUCCGCACUCAGCAUCCCCUCGCAAGAUUACCAGCACCCUCAGCCUCGCAGCCUAUUCAACUCUUCUAAUCUUCCUACCUAUACAUUUCUACACCCAUCGCGUCUUCCCUGCCGACCCUUCACCACCAAUAUUCGCAGUAGGGCCCUCAGAAGUGGACUAUGAGUUUGUCAAGACUGGCUUGGCUAGGUUUCCGUGGCGAAGCUGGGUCUUGUACGGUGGACUGGUCGGAUGCAUGAUGUUACAUGCAGUCGAAGGCGCACAAAUCAUCCAAGCAUCACGUUUUGCUUCUCGGAAAUUCCGUAUGCGUUCACGAACGCGCAAGAUUGUCGCAGGUGUAGCGGCAGUGCCUAUAUUGGCAGGCCUCUGGGCGGUCUCGAAAGAACCUCUUAUGGUGUUUGCUUCUUUAGCAGAGCGGUACGAGGCCGUAUUCACUCGAUCUUGGGUGUAUAGAUUUUAG
Molecule: messenger RNA, 804 nt
Organism: Suillus clintonianus
Lineage: Eukaryota; Fungi; Basidiomycota; Agaricomycetes; Boletales; Suillaceae
Exons: 2
Coding region: 1-804 (267 amino acids)
Biological process (GO): lipid homeostasis
Cellular component (GO): membrane
Source: RefSeq, a predicted model, not a curated record